Ceratina calcarata is the source of this 3174-nucleotide messenger RNA. RefSeq names its product cytochrome P450 family 24 subfamily A member shade (gene shd). The coding region runs from base 986 to 2797 and encodes 603 amino acids. The record is from RefSeq and is a predicted model, not a curated record. Gene Ontology annotation, molecular function: iron ion binding; heme binding; oxidoreductase activity, acting on paired donors, with incorporation or reduction of molecular oxygen. NCBI's taxonomy places the organism in Eukaryota, Metazoa, Arthropoda, Insecta, Hymenoptera, Apidae. The transcript has 12 exons.
AUUAUAGGUGCACGUGAGUACCAUCGUAUCUGAAUUGUUCACCGCAAUGGUUCGACACCGGGUCAAGCAAGACGGAUCGUUCAGCAGCGUGAUUCUGAGCAUGGUGGUGAUCGAGGGUCUCGGUCGCAGUUUAGAUCCUAACAUUGACAUUUUCACGGAAGUAGUGCCGUUUAUUUUUACGCGCGCCUCAAUGUACGACGAAUAAUUAUAAAGUGUUAAUUCGAGCGAGUGGAAGCCUCGUACAAUUGUAUCGAGUAUCGUUGAGUUCUUAUUUUAAGAGUCCGGAUCCUAACAUUGGCACCUUCACAGAAGUAGUGCCGUGUACGACGAAUAAUUAUCCAUGUUCAAUUAAUUUCUCCUACAAUUUUAUCGAGUAUUAUUAUUUUUAUGCAUUCCAUCGCUGAAAGAAUUUUGAAACGUAAAAGAAGGCGUUCGAGAAAUUACGAAUGUUAUUCGAAUACACUGAGCGGUCGUCGCCGUCCGAAUAAGGCGCCGCGCGAGAAAAUUCCCGUUUUAAUAACGUACCAUUAAACGAGUCCCGAGGAGGAUUCCGAUUUUAAAACAGUAUAUACACGGACACGUAUAUAAUCGCAACGGUCAGAAUUCCGACGAGUGACCAGUUGUUCGUGAUUGCUUCCUGGUUGGCCGACCAUCUUUGGCACGAUGCUGUAUCACCGGUGUACGAACACAGAGGAAAGCCUGUAUACGCGCGUAUACAAAUGUGUCGCCGUUUGAACCAUUUCUGUGUACGUGAAUUCACAUUCAAUGAAGUUCCGAUUAACAUCGAUCGCUUUAACAAGCAACGUUUUGCUCCUCUAUCUUUGAGCACCGAAUUAAGAUUUUAAUACAUUGGCUGCGAUUCGUUUGAUACUGAAAAGUUUGCCCGUGGCCGAGUCGUCGAUCUUCCUCGGAGUAUCACGCCAUCUGCAGAACGUAACGAUUUGAACUUGAGAUCCCCUCCAAAGUUCAACUGUCCCCUCCGCUGAUGAGCGCCGAGUUGGGCCAGCAAAAGGAACGGAGAAGCUUGGGAACGGACCGCGAACGCAGAUGUGUGAGCGUCGUUCUUCGGAGUGUGUACACCGGAGAUGGUCAAGCCCUUCCUCAGCGUUUCAUCUUCGAACGUUUCUUUGGGAAAACAAAAAUCGAGCGAAGACCCCGGCGGGACCAUCCAGCCCGUGGAUGUUUUUCACAGCGUACCAAGAAUCUCGCCGAGGCGCCGGGUCUCGAGAUGCUACUUUCGAGCGCUUGGUUCGAAGUGAUAGCGGCAACACUAUUGACCAUCCUGAUAUUCGCUACCAGUUAUCGUCCAGCUUGGUGGUUCUGGACCGGAGCUCAUAGAACCAACGCCCGGGAGAAGCACGAGAGGAGGUUUAAGACCGUGUCGGACGUGCCUGGGCCGUAUUCCCUGCCAGUCCUUGGAACCAGGUGGAUAUUCUCUUGCGUAGGGCGUUAUGACCUCAACAAGAUCCACGAGGCUUACAGGGAUUUGCAUCGGCGAUAUGGCGCGUUAUGCAAAGAGGAAGCGUUAUGGAAUUUCCCUAUUGUGUCUCUGUUCUCCCGUCAGGAUAUCGAGACUAUCCUGCGGCGAAGCCCGAAAUACCCUUUGCGUCCUCCGCAGGAAGUAAUCUCGUACUAUCGGCGUAUUCGCAGAGAUCGGUACACGAAUCUCGGUAUGGUCAACGAACAGGGGAAAACGUGGCACGAUCUUCGGCUCGCUCUUACGUCAGAGCUGACGGGGUCCAACACCGUCCUUGGCUUCUUCCCGGCACUGAACAUCGUCGCCGACUCGUUCGUCGACUUGAUCCGUCGCACGAGAACGGGUUGUUGCAAGGUGACAGGUUUCGAGGAGCUCGCGUACAAAAUGGGACUCGAGAGUACCUGCACCCUGAUCCUCGGUAGACAUCUGGGCUUCUUGAAACCAGACUCGAGCAGCGAGCUGGCGAUGAGGCUGUCCGAAGCGGUCAGGAUACAUUUUAUGGCACUGAGGGACGCCUUUUACGGAUUACCGCUUUGGAAGGUGUUACCCACGGCCGCGUACAAACAGGUGAUAGAGAGCGAGGAUGCCAUAUACAACAUCAUUUCGGAGAUCGUCGAGGCGACGAUAUGGGAGCAGCGGGACGACGCCAGAGACGAAUCGGUCGAGGCUGUCUUUCAGUCCAUCCUCAGGCAAAAGAGUUUGGACAUGCGUGAUAAGAAAGCAGCUAUUGUCGAUUUUAUAGCGGCUGGUAUACACACACUAGGAAAUACUCUGGUGUUCCUCUUCGAUUUGAUUGGACGCAAUCCUAGCGUACAGGCCAAGCUUUAUGAAGAGACCUACUCGUUGGCUCCGCCUGGCUGCGAUUUAACCAUCGAGAACUUGAAGCAGGCUAAAUAUUUGCGCGCGUGCAUCACCGAGUCUUUCCGAAUGAUCCCGACUACGACCUGCAUCGCGCGUAUCUUAGAUGAACCCGCCGACCUCAGCGAUUAUCAUCUGGCCGCCGGUACCGUGGUGCUUUUACACACUUGGAUAGCAGGUCUGAAUGAAGAGAAUUUUAAAGACGCCAGGAAAUAUUUUCCUGAGAGAUGGCUGACGACCGUCAGCCCUCAUUCACCGAUGCUGGUCGCACCGUUCGGAACUGGGAGAAGAAUCUGUCCGGGGAAGCGAUUCGUCGAACUCGCGUUACAGCUUAUCCUGGCGAAGAUCAUACGUGAGUUCGAGAUCAUUGCGGACGAAGAGCUGUCGUUCCAAUUCGAAUUCAUCCUCGCGCCAAAGGCUCCGGUCUAUCUCGGUUUCCGCGAUCGUUCGCAAGUGUUAUAACGAUUUACAGAAAACCACUAUGUUUUUGAUCAUACUUGUAAUUGAGAAACGACGUCUUAAUUACAAGUACGAUUGAAUAUAACUUUCUUUAUGAUGUGCCCAGCUUUCGUUUCGGAUAACGAUUUUGAUUUCACAACAAGUUGAACGAUGCAUUUGUUGCAAAUAGUUUUUGUUUAGCAGUCGCAGAGUACUUAUUGUUCACUGGAGUGUAAUGUAAUAUUUAUAUUUAAUAACAUCGAUCGACCGUUUUAGUUUUCUACCGUUCAAACUGUCCUACGUUUACUUUCACGAACAUUCACGAUACGAUGUAAAAAAACGUCUGCGUCUUCAUUAUUAUUAUUAUUAUUUGAUAAAUGUAAUAAACGUGAACCAGCGAC